Colletotrichum abscissum is the source of this 531-nucleotide messenger RNA. RefSeq lists its product as uncharacterized. Bases 1 to 531 code for a protein of 176 amino acids. The record is from RefSeq and is a predicted model, not a curated record. NCBI's taxonomy places the organism in Eukaryota, Fungi, Ascomycota, Sordariomycetes, Glomerellales, Glomerellaceae. The transcript has a single exon.
AUGCUGCAAUGGAAAUCUCCAACGAUCCAAACCACCACCCCCUUCCCCUUCCUUCACCCUUACCCUCACUCAUCCCCCUCGCAAAGCUUGAGCCCGCAGCAAGUUAACCUCAUUAUGCUUUUUGACUUUUUCGGCGAUCUCGCCGAUGCCGCAAAGAAGACGACAGCACGACGUCAGUUUGCCUGCCCCGAGAGCAAAAGAGCCAUGUUAGCCAAGUGUCGGCAAGAGCUCAAUGCUGCGGUCCGGGUCGGGGCCCAUGGUUUUCCGCCUGCGUUGCUUCCCCGGGAACGACGAUACUUUGGUGUUCUUGGUCUUGGCUGGAGAUGUACUCCAAGAUCAAUGACAGAGAGCCGCGGCUCGACAUACCCGCUGCGCUGCGUUUCUCCGACGCUGUCUUCUCCGAGCGGAUCCGACGUUUCUCUAAGCGCCAAAUCCAUACCAAGAGUUUUCUAUCAGGAUCGACAAUGGGCAGUGCUUCACGUGAGACGUAGGUCUCAGUGUGGCCCGGGUGCGUUUUUCGCUUUGACCUGA